Aureobasidium pullulans EXF-150 is the source of this 2153-nucleotide messenger RNA. RefSeq lists its product as uncharacterized. Bases 169 to 2058 code for a protein of 629 amino acids. The transcript is spliced from 5 exons. Gene Ontology annotation, molecular function: 1-alkyl-2-acetylglycerophosphocholine esterase activity. The record is from RefSeq and is a predicted model, not a curated record. NCBI's taxonomy places the organism in Eukaryota, Fungi, Ascomycota, Dothideomycetes, Dothideales, Saccotheciaceae.
GAUCUUCUUCAUCCCAUCUCCCUACAUGAUUUUCUGUUGUCCGUGUUGAAAAAGCUGUGCAUCUCGUCCUGUCUAACCUGCCGCUCCCACGCGCUCCCCCACACUGCAUUCACGCGGACUUGGUGAAUCUCCCGAAGUACUGGCCAACACGCUGUAGGAUCGGUCUCGAUGUCUCUUCCACCUUGGAUUUCUGGAAACAAGCACAAGUCUUCGGCCCCUAGCAAUGGCUUUCUGUCUGCUACGGGCAAGGUCCGGAAUCCGAAGAAGCCCAAGGCGCGUCCUCCCAAGUCGCUCCGAGAGACUGUACUCUUACCGGUGAGGUCGUUGCCAGCAUAUUCUGGGCCUUACUCUGUAGGAACUAUGGAAAUAGAAAUACCAGUCGAGGAGCCACGGACUUUCUCCAACAUCACACGGAAGGGAAAUCAUCUUCUGCAGUUGAAAACUGUGCUUAUGACAAUAUACUAUCCAGCUUCUCCUCCGCAAAAGAAACGCCCGUCACGACAGUUAUGGCUGGGCCGACCGCGAAUGAGUAUGGCGGGAGGAUAUGGUCACUUCUCAACUCUUGGGCCUUUGGGUGUUCCGAUAUUUCUACCGACGAUGUUCACAAAACUUCCUGCUUUCCGAAAUGCACCGUUAUCUUCUCAAUAUCCUCCGGGUACUGGCCUGAAAGAAGAAGACAAAGAUGCUGAGGAGACCACAGAGGAAGAAGAUGAUGGCAACUCCGAAUACGAAGACGAAGCACCGAGAUUCCCUCUCAUGAUAUUUAGCCAUGGCUUGGGUGGCACAAAGACUGCUUAUUCUAGUGUUUGCGGCGAGUUCGCGAGUUAUGGGUUCGUCGUGAUCGCGCUGGAACAUCGAGACGGAAGUGGACCUCGGAGCUUUGUCAACCAACCUGGCAGUGGAGAAAUUGUCUUUGACAAGAACGGACAACGAGAUCCUAAGCAUCAUCACAGAAAGCACAAAGAUACGCACUACGAUGUUAUGGAUUAUGUCUUCCCCAAAGAUAAUGCUUGGGAUACGAGUCCGCACAAUGAAAAGGGAGUCGAUAGAGAGCUUAGAGGGGCUCAGCUGGAUCUACGCUUGGCCGAGAUCGAAGAAGCAUACAAGAUCAUAAACACCAUAAACGCCGGAAACGGCGAGGAAGUCGACAAGAAAAACAUGCGUCGAGAAGGGUACAAGGCUUCGAGUACCCAUGGUCUGGAGGGUGUAGAUUGGGCUGCUUGGAAGGGUAGAGUUGACACAGAGUAUGUCGUUGCUGCUGGUCAUUCUUUUGGCGCGGCAACUGUUGUGGACAUGUUGAGACACGAGAAACGAUUCAAAUGGGUUGCACAAGGCAUCAUCUACGACAUCUGGGGAAGCGGAACCAGGCCAGCAGCUGCCGAAGAUGAAAAGAUCCAAGCGCCUCUACUCGCCAUCAACUCCGAAGCAUUCACCUACUGGCCUUCGAAUUUUGACCUUGUAUCGAAUCUGGUCGAAGAAGCACACCCAUGCCCAGCAUAUCUCAUGACCGUUCGAGGCACGAUACACGUUUCUCAAUCCGACUUCUCCUUGCUAUACCCCAAUGUCUGCUCAAUAUUCCUGAAGGCAAGCGCAAACCCCGAACGAGCUCUGGAUAUCAACGUCAACGCAUCACUGGAAUUCUUGUCAAUGGUUAUGCCGACCAUACCAUACCGCAUCAAGAAGGCUUUCCCCAACGAAGAGCUGCUGCGCACGCAAACACAUCAUCUCGAAGAUAUUCCCACGAUUGACAUGCACAAACCGAAAGACGAAAAGUGGAUGGCCGCUAGGUUGAGAAUCCCGCACGAAUUCACCUGGCGAGUGGCUCCUGGAUUGGCGAGAAAGUUGGCACGGAAGAAGGUAACAGAAGGUGGUGGUUCGCCGGACGAUGAGAUCUGGCUGCAUUGCAAACCGGUAGAGGGAACGGUCGAGAAGUAUAACAGUACGGUGGAGAGACUGAAGGAUAGGAGGAAGUCCAAGGACGCAAAGACAGUACCUGCAUCUGUGGGCCCGAAUGAAGGUGCCAAGCAGGAGCCAGGUUGUAAGGAAUGGAGGAAUUGAUGUUGAAUGCUCAGGGUACAUGCAUAUGGAUGUGUUUAUCAGCAAGCGAUGUGAGAUAUUGUGUAGGUCUCUGUUUCUCAAAGCAUUACGCUUUC